This is a messenger RNA of Daucus carota subsp. sativus, 1019 nucleotides long. Its product is annotated as probable aquaporin TIP2-2. Gene Ontology annotation, cellular component: plant-type vacuole membrane. Gene Ontology annotation, biological process: water transport; transmembrane transport. The transcript is spliced from 3 exons. The coding region runs from base 105 to 857 and encodes 250 amino acids. NCBI's taxonomy places the organism in Eukaryota, Viridiplantae, Streptophyta, Magnoliopsida, Apiales, Apiaceae. The record is from RefSeq and is a predicted model, not a curated record. Gene Ontology annotation, molecular function: water channel activity.
UCUGUAGAACUUGAUGUGCACAAAAAAUACAAAAAGGUCUUUGAUCAGUAGUUCAAAAUUUUCAAAGGCUUCUUAAUUUUUGUUCAAUUUGUUAGCUUUUGAAAAUGGUGAAGAUAACUAUUGGUAGCCUUGGUGAUUCUUUCAGUCAUGGAUCACUUAAGUGUUAUUUAGCUGAGUUUAUUGCCACCCUUCUUUUUGUUUUUGCUGGAGUUGGAUCAGCAAUUGCCUUCAAUAAUUUGACAGCUGAUGCAGGAUUGGAUCCUGCUGGAUUAGUAGCAAUAGCAGUGGCUCAUGCAUUUGCCUUGUUUGUUGGAGUGUCCAUAGCAGCCAACAUCUCAGGUGGCCAUUUGAAUCCAGCUGUCACUUUUGGAUUGGCUGUGGGAGGCAACAUAACUCUCAUAACUGGAUUUUUCUACUGGAUUGCACAGUUGCUUGGUGCUACUGUUGCUUCCUUUCUGCUCAUAUUUGUUACUGGUGGCAAGGCAGUUCCGACUCACGGAGUUGGUGCAGGACUAGGUGCAGCUGAAGGCGUGGUGUUUGAGAUCAUCAUCACCUUUGCUCUGGUCUACACUGUCUACGCCACUGCUGCAGACCCCAAGAAGGGCUCACUCGGAACCAUUGCACCCAUUGCAAUUGGCUUCAUUGUGGGUGCCAACAUCUUGGCCGCUGGUCCCUUCAGCGGUGGCUCCAUGAACCCCGCUCGUUCAUUCGGACCAGCUGUUGCUAGCGGAGAUUUUUCAGGUCACUGGAUCUACUGGGUCGGUCCACUCAUCGGAGGAGGCUUAGCUGGGUUCAUAUAUGGUGAUGUUUUCAUUGGAUCAUAUGCCGCGGUUCCAGCCUCUGAAGACUAUGCUUAAGAUCACCUUUUUCUCGGAACUUAGUUAUUUUGCUCUUGUUCUUCUUUCAAGUUCUGGUGAUGCUUUGAUCCGUUUGGAGAUGUAUUCUGUUGCUUUGUGAUGUAGCUUGUACCUUUCAACUUGUGAAUAAUGGAUGUUGAUAAUCGAUUUGUUUUCUUUUCA